AGGGCACCAAAUUUGACUGAUCACGGAACCACGGUACACUGCUGAAGGACCGCUGCCUGAGUGGGAAACGGGCUUUUGUGGAUAUGUUUCUGUUUUAUUUAUAUUCCAUUUUACUAUCAGUCUAUCAAGAUCGAGGUCCUGAAAUUUGCAGCUUUAUCAACGUACAAAGCGUGUGUUUAGACCAGCUGACUUGACUGAAUAAGCCAGGUGUCCGAGAUAAUUUGCCCCUCUUCUGUUCUGAACAAUUCCUCGGUCCAACAAUGUCAACUUGCCUGAGGUUAACCUCAAGAAUUCACCACCUUCAAGCUGUUGCGAUUCCCUCACAGACGGUUUGGCCACGCACCCGCAGUUUCGCACAUCGGACUCAACAUGUCAGCACCGGAGUACCCGCACGAAGUGACUUUUUCAAAAACCUAGAACUUCACUUGAAGACGAUGCAAGACAAGGCAGCGGCUGCUCUCCCAGGCAGUGACUGGAUGCCCUUUGAGAUGACCCCUGGUCUCCCCCCAGAGAGGGUGGAUAUCUUGAUUGUUGGUGGGGGCGUUGUGGGAUGGUCGAUAGCUUACUGGCUAAAGAGGACAAAACCACGGGAUGCUUUGCGAGUGCUGGUUGUGGAGAAGGACCCUACAUAUUCCCAGGCCUCUACUGUGUUGUCAGCGGGAGGAAUUCGGCAGCAGUUUUCUUUGGCAGAGAACAUUCAACUGUCUUUAGCCUCGGCUGACUUCCUGAAGAAUAUCAAUGAUCAUCUUGGUGUACUCAACGAGGAUCCUGUGGACUUGCAGUUCAACCACUCAGGGUACCUCUUCCUAGCAAGUGAAAAGGGUGCUCAUAUUAUGGAAGCAAACUAUGCGACCCAAAGGCAUGCUGGCGCCAAGGUCCAACUCCUGUCUCCAACACAACUCAAAGGCAUGUUUCCAUGGAUCAAUACUGAUGGAGUGGCACUAGCCUCUUAUGGGCUUGAGAAUGAAGGCUGGUUUGACCCUUGGACACUCCUCAACGCUUUCAGACGCAAAGCUUUGUCAAUGGGCGUUGAACAGUCCUUUGGAGAAGUCAAAGGUUUUAAUCACAGAGUUCAUUCAGUAGAGAGCAAAGAGUUCGGGCGGCUCCACAUCAAAAGGAUAACACAUGCAAAUGUGCAGAUGCCGAACAGUAUGGAAAUCCAGCCUGUAGAGUGUACUGUGGUGAUCAAUGCAGCAGGUGCCAACUCUGGAACAGUAGCAGAAAUGGUGGGUAUUGGCUCUGGCCCUCACGCAAUGGAGGCAGGCACUCCCAUACCAGUGGAGCCCAGAAAGAGAUACAUCUAUGUAGUGCACAGUCCACACGGGCCAGGACUGGACACCCCUUUCUUAAUCGAUUACUCAGGAGUGUACUUCAGAAGAGAGGGGCUUGGAGGGAACUACAUCACAGGCCUGUCCCCUGAGGAGGUAGAGGAGCCAGACAGCACAAACCUUGAUGUUGACCAUGAUUUCUUCCAAGAAAAAAUCUGGCCUAACUUGGCCCAUCGUGUUCCUGCUUUUGAAUGUUUAAAGGUUACAAGUGCGUGGGCUGGGUUUUAUGACUACAACACCUUUGAUCAGAACGGCUUAUUGGGAAUCCAUCCUCAGGUCCGAAAUAUGUACUUUGCCACUGGAUUUAGUGGCCAUGGGCUGCAGCAGUCUCCAGCCAUUGGUCGUGCCGUGGCGGAGCUUAUUCUAGAAGGAAGCUACCAAACUCUGGAUCUCAGUGCCCUUGACAUUAAGAGGAUUCUUCAUGAGGAGCCCCUGUUGGAGGAGAACAUUGUAUGAGGGGAAUGUGGUAUAAAAACAUGUUUCAAAACCAAAUUGAAACACAUAUUUUUUAAGCAGUGGAUAAGUCUUGCUUUGAAACCAGGCUAUAUACUUAAUAAAAACAUAUCUGCUCUUGUUUUUAUCCAUCAAA
Molecule: messenger RNA, 1917 nt
Organism: Clupea harengus (Atlantic herring)
Lineage: Eukaryota; Metazoa; Chordata; Actinopteri; Clupeiformes; Clupeidae
Gene: foxred1
Product: FAD dependent oxidoreductase domain containing 1
Biological process (GO): mitochondrial respiratory chain complex I assembly
Cellular component (GO): cytoplasm
Source: RefSeq, a predicted model, not a curated record